UGCAUUACUCCAUCUGGUACCAAAGUUUAAUUCAAAUCAUCUAAUUUUCUACAAUUUUUUGCUCUCAUCCUUCACCAUGACAGAACCCUACUCCAAUUUCUUGAGUGGAUGGUUCAACUUCAUACCUCUUCACCUACACUCUCAGUACUCAAACCCUCCUUCCACUCCUCCCCAUCUCUACAACUUGUACUCAAACAACACCAACACCAACAAAUCUUCCAUUCAAAGUAGUUAUCAUCAUCAAGUAAUAGUCUCAUCAUCACCUCCCUCAUCACCUCCUGUGAGAGAAGCUCUUCCUCUCCUAAACAGCCUUAGCCUCAGAAGAGAUGAAGACGAUCAGCAUGAGUCCUCAUGCAGUGCCAUGGAGUCAGAUGACAAGAGAAAGUACUACUCAUCAAAAGAUGAGAACUGCCUCUUUUCUAGUAGUACUGCUGAUAUUGGUGAUGAGGAAAGUGUAACUGUAGCUCUAAAUAUAGGGCUCCCUAGCCCUAGUUCUGAUUUGGUUUCUAGGGUCUCUCCUCCUCCUUCAGAAGUGACAGAUCACAAGGAAGGUGUUAGUACUGUUGUUGCAGGGUAUCCUUUGAGCAGACUUAACAAGGGUCAGUACUGGAUUCCUACACCUUCUCAGAUUCUCAUUGGUCCUACACAGUUCUCAUGUCCUGUUUGUUGCAAGACCUUCAAUAGAUACAACAACCUACAGAUGCAUAUGUGGGGACAUGGAUCUCAGUAUAGAAGAGGACCUGAAUCUUUGAGGGGAAUCCAGCCAACUGCAAUGCUAAGACUCCCUUGCUAUUGCUGUGCACCAGGAUGCAAGCACAACAUUGAUCACCCAAGGUCAAGGCCACUCAAAGACUUCAGAACCCUCCAAACACAUUACAAGAGAAAGCAUGGAACAAAACCCUUCAUGUGUAGGAAAUGUGGCAAGGCAUUUGCAGUGAAAGGUGAUUGGAGAACACAUGAGAAGAAUUGUGGGAAGAUUUGGUACUGCAUUUGUGGCUCUGAUUUUAAGCACAAGAGGUCUCUAAAAGACCACAUUAAGGCCUUUGGCCUUGGACACGGAGCUCGCGGUAUUGAUUGCUUUGAAGAGUUGGAGGAUGAACCUGCAUCCGAAAUCGAACAAGAUGGUGAUUCCUCAAUGUGAGAGAAUUGGGAUUUGAAAUUGGUCAAGAACCACCUCAAUUAAUCUUUAGAGAUCAUCAGUUUCACAUAUAUAUAUGUGGUUAAGGCACAUAGCUAGCUUUGAGAUAACUUUUCCUUACUCUUAUCUCCUUUUUACACCAAAAAUAAUUCUUCCUAGCUUGAUGUUAUGUGGAACAAGUUCCUGUAAAUGAUUUGUUCUCAAUGUGAUAUAGAAGAAUUGUGUUUUCA
This is a messenger RNA of Cornus florida, 1368 nucleotides long. RefSeq names its product zinc finger protein WIP2-like. Gene Ontology annotation, biological process: anatomical structure development; regulation of gene expression. The transcript has 2 exons. Bases 77 to 1141 code for a protein of 354 amino acids. Gene Ontology annotation, cellular component: nucleus. The record is from RefSeq and is a predicted model, not a curated record. Lineage: Eukaryota; Viridiplantae; Streptophyta; Magnoliopsida; Cornales; Cornaceae. Gene Ontology annotation, molecular function: DNA-binding transcription factor activity.